UCACACGCACAUAUCUUGCUGUCUGGUAUUCGUUUCCAUUGCAUUUCAAUUCGGCGCUGCGAUAUGCCAGACAAGGUGAAUUUGAUCGAAGGGAUGCGCCCUGUCACGCAUGACCACCUUCGUGAGGCGCGCGUUAUCGCGAAUCAAGUCACGCUGAGCCAGUUGACUUCCAUGGUGAAGAACAACUCUGCUGCAGACAUAUCUGAUUUGUUGAAACGAGAAUCCACAUCAUAUCCUGAUCUUGUAGGGUCUCUCGCCACUUCAUUUGCCUCCGGCUCAAACGAUACGACGAUAAAUAGCGACCCUCUCCCUUCCGUUGCGACAGGACUAUUGGACCUUCCAGUCGAAGUCUCUGCUAUAACAGUCAUCCAAUCUUUGAGUCCAUCAAUUCUGACCUUGGUAAACGCCGAUCAGGGGUACGAGGGUGACCAGGAAUAUUUAUCUACAGACAUGGCCGUCAUUCUCAAUCAGAUUAUACGGGGUGGAGAGAUCUUAUUCCAGCUUCACAAUGCAUUCGUAAUCAGCAUUGGGCAUGGCCACGUGGUUAAGAUCGCGACGUCUCUUGACCCCAAUCAUAUUGAAAAUACACAAUAUCUCACUACACACAUUCCAGAGCUUCCAAUUCCUCGCUGCUUAGGUGCUUUAAGGAGUGGUCAGUGGACAUAUUCGUUCAUGUCUCAAGCACUAGGAGUCACCCUUGAGAGCGUCUGGCCGGAACUGUCAACGGCACAGAAAAUUUCGGUACAGGAGCAGCUUGGCAAUCAUCUCCAGCUUCUUCGAAGUCAACCCCAUUUGAAAUCCGAGUCAGAGGUCUAUCUAGGAAGUUUCGUGUCUGGCGUUUGCAAGGAUUCAAGGAGAAUGCAACGUGUUAGCUCUAAACCUGUGCGGACAGAAGCCGACUUCAACGACUUUCUCUUCUAUGCCCCUAGAAAGACGGUGACACCAUGGGUCGAAAGGAUUCGAUCCGUCAUGAGAGACGACCAUCGCAUCGUAAUGACCCAUGGAGAUCUGCAUCCUCGAAACAUCAUGGUCAUUUUAGAGACAGCUAAAUCCUCUACGUCAGAGGAGAAAACGACGCAGACUAGAGAAUCUGUCGUUCGAGUAUCAUCAAUCCUUGAUUGGGAGACUGCAGGUUGGUAUCCGGAGUACUGGGAAUUUAUUAAAGCCAUGAACACGAUCGGCGCUCGCGGUCCCCUGAGUGAUUGGAGUGACUUCCUUCCGACCAAAGCUAUCGGAUGUUUCCCCGUCGAAUACUCCCUUGACCACCUUCUCGACCAGUGGCUUGGAUAG
Periconia digitata is the source of this 1290-nucleotide messenger RNA. The record is from the annotation of a GenBank genome assembly. Lineage: Eukaryota; Fungi; Ascomycota; Dothideomycetes; Pleosporales; Periconiaceae.